AUGGAACGUUGUGCCCUAGAUAUCCAAGGUCCCUAUCCUACAUCUAACAAAGGAAUGAAAUACAUAUUAGUGGUUGGUGACUAUUUCACAAAAUUUUUACAGGCCAUACCCUUAAAAUGUCUAGAAACGAAGUAUGUAGCCACUAAGUUAGUGAACAAAUUUAUUUCCUUGUUAGGAACACCAUUAGAACUUUUCUCCGACAGAGGCUCAAACUUUGAAUCCACCAUUUUCAAAGAAAUGUGUGAACUUCUAGGUAUCCACAAAACCAGAACUACAGUAGGACGACCUAGCUCGGACGGAAUGAUAGAAAGAGCAAACAGAGUUAUACAGAACAUGAUGACGGCUUUUGUUGACAGAAAUCAACGUAACUGGUGCGAGAAAUUACCUUUACUUGUUCUUGCCUACAACAGCAGUGUACACACUUCAACUGGUUUUAGUCCAUCUAUGAUGAUGUUUGGCAGGGAAAUGAAUCUUCCCAUUGACCUGGCUAUUGGGAAACCUGUAGAUGAAAAAAACAAAGUUCACAACAAACUAUGUAAUAGACCUAGAAGAGACACUGACAGAUAUACAUGA
Messenger RNA from Mercenaria mercenaria, 573 nucleotides. Its product is annotated as protein NYNRIN-like. The record is from RefSeq and is a predicted model, not a curated record. Gene Ontology annotation, molecular function: nucleic acid binding. The transcript has a single exon. NCBI's taxonomy places the organism in Eukaryota, Metazoa, Mollusca, Bivalvia, Venerida, Veneridae. Gene Ontology annotation, biological process: DNA integration. The coding region runs from base 1 to 573 and encodes 190 amino acids.